AUGGCGCGCAGCAGCUUGGCAAAGCUUGCUCUCGGCCUCGGCCUCUUCAGCGGGGCCCAGGCACAGUCGGCCGCUUUUACGGACCCCGAUACCGGCAUUAUUUACCAGCAAGUCACCCGGGGCGCCUACACUUUUGGCAUAGCCCUACCUGAGACCCCUGGUACCGACCUUAUCGGCCGUAUCAGCGUCCAAGGCGCUUCAGGAUGGGGUGGUGUGUCGCUCGGUGGAAGAAUGGCCAACAGUCUUAUGGUCAUUGCUUGGCCCAACGGUGAUGAUAUCGUUGCAUCACUGCGUCACUCUACGGGCUAUGCUAGCCCUGGUCUAUAUGCCGGUGAUGCGGCACUGAAGACUAUCGCCGCCGGCACGUCUUUUGAUGGCACCACCUUCACCUACACCUUCCUCUGCCAGGGAUGCAUCCAGACCGACGGCACCACCUUUGCAGCCGACGCCAGCACCGCUGAUAUCGGCUACGGCUUGGCCGGCGCCAGCGUCAGCGCGCCAACCAACCCCGCCUCGCCUCUGACCUUCCACUCCGGCGGCUUCGGCAUCUUUGGCGUUGACCUGGCAGCUGCUCAGUCGUCCCAGUUCGCUACUUGGGCUGCCUUAGCCGACGAGACGGUGGGCCCGCCGGACGGCGGUGGUGGCGAGACUCCGAACCCCGGCAAUACCACGGUGCCCAUUUCCAACUCGACCUAUGACUACAUUGUGGUCGGCGGCGGUCCGGCUGGCCUCGUCGCAUCUCAGCGCCUCACUGAAACCGGUCGCUCCGUCCUACUCAUCGAGCGCGGCAGGGCCUCUACAGCCUCGACCGGCGGCAACAGGCUCGUCCCUUGGAACCAGAGCCUGACUUACUACGAUGUCCCCGGCCUCUUCAGCAACCUGCCGUUUGCUACACUCGGCGAAGGUUACUGCACGGACACGGCCGCCGUGGCUGGCUGUGUGCUUGGUGGCGGUGGCUCUGUCAACCGCAUGGCCUUCAUCCACCCUCCAACUUGGGACUUUGAUGAUGAGUGGCCAGAGGGCUGGACCUGGGACGAUAUUGCGCCUGCUGCCGCACGUCUUUACGCAAGGAACCCGGGCACGACGUCUCCCUCCCGUGAUGGCAAGUACUACGACAACGAAUCGGCCAACGUGCUGGAGCCUUUCCUGAAGAGCCAUGGUUGGACCUUCGCCGAUGGUAUCCAGAACCCUGACGAAAAGGUUCAGUCGUAUGGUCCUCCCUCUCUCAAUAUCGCCAAUGGCCUUCGUUCCGGUCCUAUCCACACCUACCUGCCACUGGCCCAAGCCAAGCCCGACUUCAAGCUCGAGCUCAACACCAAGGUCAUCCGUGCCAUUCGCACCAACUCGACCAUCACUGGUGUUGAGGUUGAGAACGCGCAGGGCCGCCAGAUCAUCAACCUGAAGGCUGGAGGUGCCGUCAUUCUUGCCGCUGGCGUCAUGUCCACCCCGCGCGUCCUCUUCAACUCUGGCAUUGGCCCCUCUGCGCAGAUCAACACAGUCAAGUCUGGCACAACGGGCGUCACGCUCCCAGAGGAGAGUGCAUGGAUCAACUUGCCAGUCGGCCUUGACGUCAAGGACCACUCUCGCUACGAGAUCACCUUCAAUGUCACCGAUGGCUUGACAACCUACAGCAGCGAUCAGCUAGCCAACCCUACAGAAGAAGACAAGGCCUUGUUCAACGCGGGCUCUGGUGUCCUGACACAGUCUUUCCAGCGCCUCGACCUCUUCCGCCAGGUCAACACAUCCGACGGCCACGUCAUCAUGUUCCAGUCGCACGUCAACUCGCAAAGCAACGACACCAUUCGGUUCAUGAUGCUUAUGAGCCACGGCCUCACUUCUCGUGGCGAGCUCGCGAUCAACGCUGUCGGUAACACCCUCUUCACAAAGGCGCCCUGGACGAACACCGACACGGAUCGCGAGGCCUGGUCCAUCGCCAUCAACGAGCUUUUCGAUCUGUCGCGCCAGCCCAACAGCCCCAUCUCCUUCUCAGGCGGCAAGAAUGUCACAGCGCAGGCCGUUCUUGACACGCCCGUCCAGCCAGGCAUUCACAUGGUAGGAAGCGCCAAGAUGGGCACCGACGACGGUCGCGAGGGCGGUAGCGCCGUGGCCAUCGUCAUGGUUGCGGCGGAGCAUGCCGUCAAGAAGAUCAUUUCGCUUCGCGAGGGAGGUGGUUCUGGCUGCCGCCGGAGGCCGCGCAUUGUGCGCAACUGA
This is a messenger RNA of Verticillium alfalfae VaMs.102, 2211 nucleotides long. RefSeq names its product cellobiose dehydrogenase. Bases 1 to 2211 code for a protein of 736 amino acids. Gene Ontology annotation, molecular function: flavin adenine dinucleotide binding; oxidoreductase activity, acting on CH-OH group of donors. The transcript is spliced from 3 exons. Lineage: Eukaryota; Fungi; Ascomycota; Sordariomycetes; Glomerellales; Plectosphaerellaceae. The record is from RefSeq and is a predicted model, not a curated record.